Hippopotamus amphibius kiboko is the source of this 714-nucleotide messenger RNA. RefSeq names its product deleted in malignant brain tumors 1 protein. The record is from RefSeq and is a predicted model, not a curated record. Bases 1 to 714 code for a protein of 237 amino acids. Gene Ontology annotation, cellular component: membrane. The transcript has 5 exons. Lineage: Eukaryota; Metazoa; Chordata; Mammalia; Artiodactyla; Hippopotamidae.
AUGAGUAAGAGCUCCAUGGAAAAAAUCAAAUCAGAUUUGGCCCUGAGGCUGGUGAGUGGAGGUGACAGGUGUCAGGGCCGGGUGGAGGUCCUCUACCAAGGCUCCUGGGGCACCGUAUGUGAUGACGACUGGGACAUCAAUGAUGCCAGAGUGGUCUGCAGGCAGCUGGGCUGUGGCAUCGCCAGAUCGGUCUGGAAAGAAGCCUGGUUUGGUCAGGGCUCAGGGCCGAUUGUCCUGGACGACAUGCACUGCUCAGGGCACGAGGCCUACCUGUGGAGCUGCCCCCACAGUGGCUGGAACUCCCACAACUGCGGACAUAGCGAGGAUGCCAGUGUCAUCUGCUCAGCUGCCCGGCCCCAGUCCACGCUCAUUCCAGAAACCAAAUCGGAUUUGGCUGUGAGGCUGGUAAAUGGUGGUGACAGGUGUCAGGGCCGGGUGGAGGUCCUGUACCAAGGCUCCUGGGGCACCGUGUGUGACGAUGACUGGGACACCAAUGAUGCGAACGUGGUCUGCAGGCAGCUGGGCUGUGGCCGGGCCCUGUCGGCCCCAGGAAGUGCCCAGUUUGGUCAGGGUUUAGGGCUGAUAGUCCUGGACAACGUGGUCUGCUCAGGGCAUGAGACCUACCUGUGGAGCUGCCCCCACAAUGGCUGGAACUUCCAUAACUGUGGACACAGCGAGGACGCCAGUGUCAUCUGCUCAGAUGCCAACCAGUAG